AUGGAACGCUCUCAGAAGCGGAACAAGAAGCGUCACUUGUCGGGGAUGGGUCUCUCUAGUCUUCUUUUGUGUGCUACCUUCCUUUCAAGCCUCUCCACCGCCUCUCGGCCUGUAUACUUCGGUUCCCGUGAAUGGUCUCCCUUCCUUGGUCCACAGAUUCCCCUGGUAGGGAAUCAGCCUCCACUGUCCGGGGAACAUGAGUUUACUCUUCGCCACCUCUUCCACCGCGGCACGUAUGAACAGCCCGAUCUCCACAUGCGCCUUGAUGUCAAGCCCGAUACUCGCCUUUGGACCGUGUCCGAAGACGGACUCGAGAAAGAGCCCGUUGAUAUCAAGUCCCCGUUAAUUGCCUCGUCCCAGCCGGUUACAAUCCAACGCCUUGCCGAUCGUCGACCAAUGAUAAUCGAGGAACACUUGAUGGCCGCGCGAUCUAGCGGAUCGGCAAGCGUCCUCUCCCCGUCGGCAUGGGUCAUGGAUACGCUCGCCGGCCCCGAUGUCUCGAAGAAAAGGAGCGUUCUUACCUUCGCCCAGAUGACGGCAAAUGAUUAUAUCGAGGAACCCGGGAGUGAAGAUUGGCAGGAUGUUAAUGGCUCGUUCAAUUACUCGUCGAGCUUCGGUUGGGGCAACGACGGCCUUAGGGGUCAUAUCUAUGCGGAUGAGACAAACAGCACUAUCGUCAUAUCCCUGAAAGGGACCUCACCUGCCCUUUUUGAUGGCGCCGGCACGACCACGAAUGACAAAGUAAAUGACAACUUGUUCUUUAGUUGCUGUUGCGGACAAGGUGGAUCGUACCUGUGGCGCCAAGUAUGUGACUGUCAGAAGUCGGCAUUUACGGCCAACAUAACCUGCAUCGUUGAAGCUAUGCAUGACGAAAACCGCUACUACCGCGCCGCACUGGACCUUUACGCCAACGUCACCGAAAUAUAUCCCGAAGCCAACGUUUGGCUCACUGGUCACUCUCUGGGCGGAGCCAUGACCAGCUUGCUUGGCUUGACCUACGGAUUGCCUGUCGUCACGUUUGAAGCCGUCCCUGAAGCCCUACCAGCAGCCCGUCUCGGCCUCCCAAGCCCUCCUGGCCAUGAUGCAAGGCUCCCUCAAUCACGGCAGUUCACCGGGGCCUACCAUUUUGGACACACCGCAGACCCCAUAUACAUGGGGACGUGUAACGGAGUGAGCUCUGUCUGUACAUGGGGCGGUUAUGCCAUGGAGUCUGCGUGUCACACGGGUCAGAUGUGUGUCUACGAUACCGUGGGAGACAAAGGCUGGCGCGUUGGACUUGGAACCCAUCGGAUUAAAGCGGUCAUCUCCGAUGUCAUCAAAGUCUAUGAUGAUGUUCCUCCUUGUGCAGCAGAGGAGGAGUGCUACGAUUGCGAGUUGUGGAAAUACUUCCGUAGUAAUGGCUCAGAGACGACCACGAGCUCCACGACAUCUGCGACGAGCACUUCGACCACUUCAAGCACGUCGACGUGCAAAACUCCUGGAUGGUGGGGCUGCCUAGACGAAAGCACUACUACGACCGCGCCUACUACUACUGCGACUACUACCUCGACGUCUACAUCGACCUGUAAGACCCCAGGUUGGUUUGGAUGCAAGGACAAGACGACGACGACCACCACCACCACCACCACCACAUCCUCCGCCGUCACUACUACCGAAGCAUCGGCGUCAACAUCGACAUCGACGUGCAAAACACCAGGAUGGUUCGGGUGCAAAGACCAGGAAACCACUACAGCCGCCGCACCGGCCCCCACAGUCACCUCGACGAUGCCAACGAAAACCUCGUUAAGCAAGUGCCAUCACCCGGGAUGGUUUGGCUGCCGUGACGCCACCAGCUCGACGACCGCUCUCCAGACUCCUCCCCCUAGUCUUACCUCAACCUGCCAGACGCCAGGGCUCUUCUGGGGCUGCUGGGACACAUCAGCACUCAGCACCCAUCCUAUCACCACGCCUCCAUGA
This is a messenger RNA of Aspergillus steynii IBT 23096, 1956 nucleotides long. RefSeq names its product triglyceride lipase ATG15 (gene atg15). The record is from RefSeq and is a predicted model, not a curated record. Bases 1 to 1956 code for a protein of 651 amino acids. Lineage: Eukaryota; Fungi; Ascomycota; Eurotiomycetes; Eurotiales; Aspergillaceae. The transcript is spliced from 2 exons. Gene Ontology annotation, molecular function: glycerophospholipase activity. Gene Ontology annotation, biological process: neutral lipid catabolic process; piecemeal microautophagy of the nucleus; multivesicular body membrane disassembly.